UUGUCUCAUUAUAAUACUUUGAUGUAUCUGAAGUUGGCAACCUUGUUAUCUUCUGCAGUUUCAUUCCAAUUGUACGAUCUCAAACAGCAAGGCUUCAUUGAGAGCAGGAGAUAUUCCAUUUUCCAGGAGGAGACGGAAACCCUAGACUAGACAUCUUCGAUAGAAUUAGCAAGAGAAGAGAGACUGCUGCUAAUCCACAGCCGUUGACAAUCAACCAACAAUGGCGGAGCGAAAAGAUCAGAUCGUGGCAUCAGAGGAACCUCCUUCACCCAAAAGGCAAAACUCGGAGUUCGGUGGAGCUGAUGAUCAUCUUGACGAGCAGCAGCAGCAGCAGCAGGGUGCGAUAGAGCCUGUGGAAGAGCAGCUAACUGAUGUCGAAACUUCUGAUGACGAGGAGGAGGCUGCCAGGAAUAACCUGCCGGUCACAUAUCGAUUCCUUCGCCCCGACAGCAAAUUUCAUGAGAAACUGGCCGCCAUUAUAGCUCGAGGAUCAUCAUAUACUAUGUCAGACGCUGAAGAUCAAGAAAUCAGGAAGGAGGAAACUGCCUCAAUUGCCCGACUUGCUGUGAAGUUUUACAACGGGAAACAUGGUGUGAAUUAUGUGCUUCAUGAGGCGCUUCUCAGCCGCUCUGUUCUUUUCCACCUUGCAAUGGCCUGCCACGCCACCUUCACUGCCAGGCAGGAAAACAGCACUUCUACUCACGAGUUUUUUGUGGAGACGCUUCAAUACUAUGGUGAUGUGGGUAUUCGGAUCCUUGAUUGCAUAGACUUGGCUCAAUUUGGACCCGAUCGUGUUCGUAAAGGUUGUGUCUAUUGUCAUGAAGACAUCGUCCAUCCUCCUGUGGAACGUUGCCAGUAUGGUACGGAUGAGUCCGCUGAUCAUAAGAAGUUCUAUAAAAUCAAGUAACAACCAAUCCACCUACUAUUCUUCUCCCAGCGGAGAAUAUGAUAUUUGUGUAAUGAUAAUAUAAUUUAUGAUUUAUAGGAAUAUUAUAUUCGUUCGGCAAGAAAAAAAUAUUUUUAUAAUGAUUAGUAGUAUGAA
Linum tenue is the source of this 1042-nucleotide messenger RNA. NCBI's taxonomy places the organism in Eukaryota, Viridiplantae, Streptophyta, Magnoliopsida, Malpighiales, Linaceae. The record is from the annotation of a GenBank genome assembly.